UUGUGGGAUAGCAUCAGGAGGUUAGCGGCGCUCCGGGUCAACUCCGUGUUUUACCUAAAAACACCUUUCUCUGGACAUUAACGGAUUUGAACGGAUUCCAGCAAUGCGUGGAGAUGAAACGGAUACGGAGUCCGUUAAAUCAGCCGAUGGUUCGAUUCGGAGCAAUUUCGAGGCGCUUUGUCAGGAGCUCAAUAUGGACGAAGAGACGGCAGCAGAAGCGCUUGAGAACUUCAGCUCCAUCUGGAACACUUACACGCUAGAGGGUGAUGUUGUUCACUGGCUGGCCUGCUCUCUGUAUGCUGCCUGUAGGAAGAGCUCCAUCCCCACUGUGGGACGGGGUUUGAUGGAGGGCAACGGCGUUUCCCUUACAAGGAUCCUGCGCUCGGCGAAGCUCAGUUUGAUUCAGUUCUUCAGCAAGAUGAAGAAAUGGUCAGACAUGUCGAACCUCUCUCAGGAUUUCCGCAGCCGCAUAGGUCGACUAGAGCGCAAUUUCGAAGUGUCGACAGUGAUUUUUCGUAAAUUUGAGCCAAUAUUUCUGGACAUGUUUCAAAAUCCUCAGGGUGAACCUCCCCGGCUGCCUAGAAGCCGCAAGCACCGGCGUCUUCCAUGCCACAUCAGUGACGUCUUCAAGUUCUGUUGGACUCUCUUUGUGUAUACAAAAGGUAAUUUCCGUAUGAUUGGAGAUGACCUGGUCAACUCGUAUCACCUCCUGCUCUGCUGUCUGGACCUGGUGUUUUGCAACGCUCUCAUGUGUUCCAACAAGAAAGAUCUCAUCAAUCAAUACUUCAGAGGACUGCCGAAGGAUACAGAAAGCCUGGAAGAAAUGCCCUGUGUCAUUGACAAGUUGUGUGAGCUGCAUGAUGGGUUGGUGGUGGAAGCCAAAGGCAUAAAGGAGCACUACUUCAAACCCUACAUAAAGACACUGUUUGAGAAAAAAAUAUUAAAAGGUGAUGCUGAGACACUGACUGAAUUACUGGAUACCCCAAAUUUCCAAGACAACAAUAAAUCCAUAAAUCGUGAGUAUGAGGAAUAUGUUUUGACUGUGGGGGAUUUUGAUGAGCGAGUGUUUUUGGGGGCCGACGCAGACGAGGAGAUCGGCACACCUCGCAAGGCCACCGCUGAGCCUCCAUCAGGUCAACUAUCCGCCCGCAUGCAGGUGGAGAACAACCUUCAGCAGCACUUUGAGAAGACGCGUUCCCUUGCUCCCUCUACGCCUCUAACGGGUCGACGGUAUCUGAAGGAGAAAGAGGUGCUGGUCACCCCCGUUUCCUCAGCUACCCAAAGUGUGAGUCGACUGCAGAGCAUGGUGUCCGGCCUCCGAAAUGCUCCAAGCGAUGCUCUGGUCCACGUCUUUAAUUCCUGCUCUCGAAAUCCCACUGAAUCCAUUCUGAACCGAGUGAAGACCAUGGGAGAGAGGUUUAAACAGGCCUACACCAAACCCACAGAUGACCUGCCAGGAGCACAUAUGGAUUUUGCAGAGAAUCGUCUGAAGCUGGCGGAGAUCUUGUACUUUAAGAUCCUGGAGAAUAUAAUGACUCAAGAGAUGAAGAGAUUACAAGGGAAAGACAUGGCGGUCCUGUUGGAGCAGGAGGUGCUCCAUUGCUCCCUGUUGGCGUGCUGUCUGGAGGUGGUGCUUUUUGCGUACAGCUCUCAAAGAACAUUCCCCUGGAUACUAGAAAUCUUUAAGAUCCCACCAUUCUACUUUUACAAGGUGAUUGAGGUGUUCAUCCGCUCCGAGGAGGGUUUGUCCCGAGACAUGGUGAAGCAUUUGAACAGUAUAGAGGAGCAGGUGCUGGAAAGCAAAGCCUGGACCAGAGACUCGGCCCUGUGGACAGCACUCAAUAACGCUAAUAAUAAAGUCGCCACUGUAGAAGAGGUGAAUUUUCCCAGUAAUUUUGACACGGGCAACAAUGCAGGCGGUCCCACUCACCUCCCAUUGGUGGCGCUAUCUCCCAUCAUCCACCCUCGCAUCAGGGAGGUCCGCACAGGCCUGGGCUCCAGCGCACGCAAAGACUUCCCUCAGUCUCCCAUCUAUCUCCAUGACCGCUACAGCUCACCUGCAGCCGGCAGCGCUAAGAGACGCUUGUUUGGGGACGAUCCUCCACCACAGUCCCCACUGAAAAGAAUCUCAGUCACUCCCAUCAAAAUCAUUCCCAACAGCACAGAACACAACCAGAACACCACCGCCACAACGACUGUCCUCUCCAUGGCCACCGGAAACGGCCAGCAGCUCACCAUUCCACUGCCGGUGGUAAAGAACGAGACGGGCGGCAUCACAGUCAUCCAAAUUCAGGCCAGUGAUAUGAGCCCCCUCACCGCUCAAUUCUUACUGACGGCCUCCCCCAGCCGAACCGCAGCUCCACCCGCCAGCUCCGACGCACAGCCUCCGGCCGUCAACAGACCCCGCCGCACUGGAUCCCUCGCCCUCUUCUUCAGGAAGGUGUAUCAUUUAGCCAGCGUGCGUCUGCGAGACCUGUGUCUGAAGCUGGAUAUCUCAUCAGAGCUGCGAGGGAAGAUCUGGACGUGUUUUGAGCACUCGCUGCUGCACUGCACUGACCUGAUGAAGGACAGGCACCUGGACCAGCUGCUUCUCUGUGCCGUCUACAUUAUAUCAAAGAUCACAAAAGAUGAGCACACUUUUCAGGACAUUAUGAAAUGCUACCGAACCCAACCUCAAGCCAACAGUCACGUGUACCGCAGUGUUUUACUGAAGAGGCAGCAAACAGAUGAGAACAUGGAAGUGGAUCCGCCGGCAGAACAGUGUAAGGCCAAUGAGAGAACGGAACAGGCAAACACAACAGAGGCUGACAGCGAAUCAGAGGAAAGAGGAGACCUCAUCCAGUUUUACAACUCUGUUUAUGUGCUAAAAAUUAAAUCAUUCGCUCUCAAAUAUGCACAUUCCACACUUGAUAACAAGAUGGAGGCUCCUCCGUUAUCGCCGUUCCCGUCGGUUCGCGCUCAGCCUCUCUCUCCUCGCCGUGUAUCUCAGAGACACUCCAUCUUUGUCUCUCCUCAUAAAAACAGCUCAAGUCUCACACCCAGUACUGCCUACACGUACAAGUUCACUGGCAGCCCAUCAAAGGAGCUGAGUCACUGUUGA
This is a messenger RNA of Sinocyclocheilus grahami, 3100 nucleotides long. RefSeq names its product retinoblastoma-like protein 1. Bases 104 to 3100 code for a protein of 998 amino acids. Gene Ontology annotation, molecular function: RNA polymerase II transcription regulatory region sequence-specific DNA binding. The record is from RefSeq and is a predicted model, not a curated record. The transcript has 22 exons. Gene Ontology annotation, biological process: cell differentiation; negative regulation of G1/S transition of mitotic cell cycle; regulation of transcription by RNA polymerase II. Gene Ontology annotation, cellular component: nucleus; chromatin; transcription regulator complex. NCBI's taxonomy places the organism in Eukaryota, Metazoa, Chordata, Actinopteri, Cypriniformes, Cyprinidae.